This is a messenger RNA of Dipodomys spectabilis (banner-tailed kangaroo rat), 2990 nucleotides long. It is a transcript of the gene Ggta1, whose product is annotated as glycoprotein alpha-galactosyltransferase 1 (inactive). NCBI's taxonomy places the organism in Eukaryota, Metazoa, Chordata, Mammalia, Rodentia, Heteromyidae. The transcript is spliced from 7 exons. The coding region runs from base 96 to 1181 and encodes 361 amino acids. Gene Ontology annotation, molecular function: hexosyltransferase activity. Gene Ontology annotation, cellular component: membrane; Golgi apparatus; vesicle. Gene Ontology annotation, biological process: carbohydrate metabolic process. The record is from RefSeq and is a predicted model, not a curated record.
GCCCUGCCUGCUUCUGCAAAAAACAGAACUCAAUAGAACUCUGUUGUUCUGUGUUUCGCUCUGGAGGAAAAGAAGCAAACAAUGAGGAGAAAAUAAUGAAUGUCAAAGGAAAAGUAAUUCUGUCGAUGCUGGUUGUCUCGACUGUGAUUGUUGUGUUCUGGGAAUAUAUCAACAGCCCAGAAGGCUCCUUCUUGUGGAUAUAUCACUCAAAAAACCCAGAAGUUGAUGCCAGCAGCGUUCAGGACUGGUGGUUUCCAAGCUGGUUUAACAAUGGUUAUCAAGAAGGGGAAGAGGACAUAAAACACGGUAGAGAAAAGGAGCUUCAGCUGCAAGACUGGUUUGAUCCAAAGAAACGCCCAGAGGUUGUGACGGUGACCCACUGGAAUGCACCCGUUGUGUGGGAAGGGACUUACAAUAGAGAUAUCCUAGAAAAGUACUAUGCCAAACAAGAAAUCACUGUGGGGUUGACAGUCUUUGCUGUUGGAAGAUACAUUGAGCACUACUUGGAAGAGUUCAUAAUAUCUGCUAAUAGGUACUUCAUGGUGGGCCACAAAGUCAUCUUUUAUAUCAUGGUGGAUGAUGUGUCCCAGAUGCCUUUGAUAAAGCUGGAUCCUCUGCGUUCCCUCAAAGUGUUUGAGAUUAAGCCUGAGAAGAGGUGGCAGGAUAUCAGCAUGAUGCGCAUGAAGACCAUUGGGGAACAUAUUUCAACCCACAUCCAACAUGAGGUUGACUUCCUCUUCUGUAUGGAUGUCGACCAGACCUUCCAAGACAGUUUUGGUGUGGAGACUUUGGGCCAGUUGGUGGCUCAGCUCCAGGCCUGGUGGUACAAGGAGGAUCCUGAUAAGUUUACCUAUGAGAGGCGGGAGGAGUCUGCAGCAUACAUUCCAUUUGGACAAGGGGAUUUUUAUUACCAUGCAGCUAUUUUUGGAGGAACACCCAUUCAGGUUCUCAACCUCACCCAGGAGUGCUUUAAAGGAAUCCUCCAGGACAAGAAAAAUGACAUAGAAGCUGAGUGGCAUGAUGAGAGCCACCUAAACAAAUAUUUCCUUCUCAAUAAACCCACUAAAAUCUUAUCUCCAGAAUACUGCUGGGAUUAUCAUAUAGGUCUGCCAACAGAUAUUAAAACUGUCAAGAUAGCUUGGCAAACAAAAGAGUAUAGUGUGGUCAGGAAUAAUGUCUGAUUUUACAUUGUGCUGAUGGGUUUCUGAAUUUGAGAGAGGAUCAUUCUGGCUAAUUCCUCAGAAAUUUUACUUUUAUAAUCACUAACAGAAACAUCCACGUGGCAAAAUCAUGCUAUUCUGCCUUAUAACUCUGAGCCUCAGUGAAUCAGAUGUAAAUUUCCCAGUGAUUUCUUAUCUAUAAUAGAUUGGGGGAAAUACUAUCAGCUGAACCAAAAAGAAUUUGCCACAGGCAAAGAAAAAGCCAGAACACUUUACUCAUGUCAGGUAAACAUAUCAGAGAACAAAGUAGCAAGGAAAGUGUUUGACAGUGAGCUAUGGCUGGCGUGGGGGGUGGGGGGUGGUAAGGAGAAGAGCAUUAAUUUCAGUGUCUUCCUGUUUUUGAGGGGUCUAAAGCAACAUAAAGUUGCUCUGUGGCAAGAGAGCUUUUAGUAAGGAUGCUAUCUACAUUGGCAAUCCUCAAAGGCUUCAAAACUGAUUGCUUCAAGUCAUGAGUUGUCCAUGUCCUUUGCUCAUCAGAAUAUUGUGUGGCUUCUGUGCAAAAGAUGGGUAGAUUCCCAAUGGAGAAAUCCUGGCUGUGCAUCUUGAGAGUCCCAGGGAAUCUGAAUGGACCAGUGGACGCCCAGCUUGACAUGAAAACAAAGCCUCAACUUUGUGUUUUCCAGGAAAUAGCAAACAGAAAGAGUGGGGAAAGAGGGGUUGAACACCCUGGAGCCUUGUCACUUAAGUGGCACAGGGCAUGUGGGUGACCUCCAGCCUCUUCAACCCCAUGACUGACAGAGCAGGGAUCUGAAUGGAAGGUACUUCUUGUUUUGCCUAAGUCAUAUUCAAUCCACCAGACUAGUGUUCAGUCACUUGGUGAGGAGAAGUGGAUGGUGUCAGAAUACAGAGGCCUUCAAGAAGCUGGGCUUCAUCAGAAGACAAUGUGUUAUCCGCUGAUUCUGCUACCUGCUCGAAACCUCAGGGUUCUUUAGCCCAUCAUGCCUCAACAUGGAGAGCUGGUAUGAGGAUAAAGUCCUGCCAUCAAAAGAUGUCCGUUUCUCCUACUCUCAUCUGCACUACAGAAGUAUAAGCAACCAGAUCUAUUGGACAAAAUGGUUAAUUGAUUUUGUGACAAAAGCAUGAAGAAUAGCAAUGGGAGGGCCCAGUUGUCAUGACUGAGCAGUUGAGCAUUCAAUCACCUUCUCUAAGAGAAGCAGUGACAUUCUAUGUAUUAAGAUCAGCAAAUCAACAUACAGAAAGUUGGCAGGCAACAUAUACACCUGCAUAUAUAUUUAUAUUUUCCUUAUAUCCCAGUUUAGGUCAUUUGUUUUCAUCUUCACGCAGUGUAUUUGAAGAGCCUUUGCACUGGCUUGAUGACUAGAGCAAAAGGCUUGAGAAAAAUGAAGCUUACAUUUUUUUUCUACCAUUUCACUUUGCCUCCUAACUCUUAAAUCUUGCCAAAUGAAGGAAUGAGUGAAUGAAUGAAAUCACAUUUCCAAUACCUCCCCCCCCCAAAAAAAACCCCUCCUGAAUUAGUGGGCUUUGAAAAAGAAAAUAGAGAUCACAUACCAGUUAAAGAUCUUGUUUCUUCAUUAUACAGGUUGUGGUGGACCCUGUCUAGAGUAGGUUGUGAUUAAUGAUUGAAGUCUUGAACCAAAGAAAUUAUCUACCGUGGAAGUUUAGAAAAAAAGGCUAAAGGAAUUGUGAGGGAAUUUCUUGAUUUUUAAAAUUCUUUAAAUCAUCAAUGGAAAAAAUUCAGAGCCUUGUUAAUGAUAAUACUUAAACAUUUUUUUUUAAAUUUCUCCUUUUCAAUAAAUUAUUUUCUCAAUA